AUGAACGGUCAGAAUGGCUGGUAUGUUGACCAGCAGCCACAGUACCCACAGAACUUGGCACAGCAACAGCCUCAACAGCAUCAGCAAUCAUCUCAGGGUCAUUCGCAACAACGGCCAAGGCCCGAACAGCAGCAGGCGUAUCUGCACAAUGCAUCGACUUCCUACCACGGCGGACCUGCCUCGGGUGUUGCCCGACCUUCCUAUCCGGCAAUGUCCCACGCAGACCAGUCACUCGAAUUUCGGUACACAACAGGCUUCGACCAAGGCAUCGGGUCAUCGCCAUCCUCUGCCGCUUUUCCUCAAUCCGUACACGGGCCCUACACUCCCUCACACCCAGUACAGCCAUCCCCUUCCGCGCAGUACAGUCGCUCCUUUCCGUUAGUAGGCAGCGCUGACCCAAGUGCAGGCAACGGCUUUGUUCCGCAACACAGCGCUGGUCAACGAACACACGACCUCCAGUACCAGCAGCAGGAGUAUAAAGGAGAGCAAACGCAGCGUUCAUCGUUGGAUUUUGCAAAUGUGGCUUCGCCAGUCCAGCGUCGCUUCCAGCCGCCAACAGGACCAAUGCAACAAGCAUUCGCACAGCAUUCGUUCGCGUCUCCCUCGACCCACUCUACGCCGCGACAUGAGCAGCUACAGCCGCCUCGCGCUGACCCAAGCCAAUUUGCGUACGAGUCGCCCUACGCGCCUUCCACUGGCACCAGAGAACGACUUGCCAUGUCGCAGUCGCCUAUGUCGGAUGCAUUCCAAAGCGGCGGACAGCGGGGUGGAAGGACUUUCAAUCUGAUGGCAGAUUUCGGGACGCCCACUCCGAACCCACCGAUGCGUCGCGCUUCUGCCCAAACUCACUUCGAAGAGGCAUUCGAUCCACUCUCUGCAAAAGCUGCUGCGCACACCACUCAAGCGGCCGAACUCUCGUUUUCACACAAAUGGCACUCUCCUCCCCACAACACCGCACAACAAUUGGACACUUGGCCGGCUGCCCAUAGGGAUGUGCAGAGCGCCGCUCCGAUUCCUAGCCUUUCUUCUUGGAACCAAAACCAUAGCAAACCUUACUUGGACAUGCAGCCAAGCCAGGGACCAUCGCAUCGCAACCCCCCGUUUGACAGCUCAUUGCACUUUCAAGCCAACGCUCAACGCACCAAUCCUCCCCACCCAUCGACAGCUUCGCAAGCAAACCCUCAACGUGCUCCUUCUUCUACCGGCAGCAGCCUUGACGCUGCUUGGGGUGUUCGACCCGCACAGUCUUCAUCCACAAAUCGAGCUUCGCUGGGACAGAGCAACGGCAUGCCGCACUUGAUCCGGCCAGGCUCUCCCAGUCUAUCCGUGGCGAGGAACUCUCUGAACACUUCACGGCAGCACGUUGCGCCGCCUCUGCAAUCGCUGCAGUCGUCUUCCUCUACACUUGAAAGUGCCAUGUCGGCCAGCCCGAAUGUCGCUCCACGCCAGUUCACCCUUGCAUCAGCUCUUCCGACGGCGUACCCGAUGGAGCAGUCAAAGUCCAAACCUGUCAAGCGCAAGUCGAAAGGCGCCGUGACCGCCGAGACAGCCACACUCGCGCCAGUUGCCCCUUCUCGACCUGUCACAUCGUCAGCGAGCUUUUCCAUCGGCAACGGGCCGCUGCCUCAAUUCGCCUCGCCGAGUCAGCUUUUCGCCAGACCUCCAGCUCCAGCAGCAUCUGCGACCAUGCCGCCGCCUUCUCCGGCCUUCUCGUUUGAUCCGCUGGCCCUGCCUCCAUCCGAAGAGCCACAGACACCGCCACCGCCCAUACGUCAGAUGCUCUCUGUCCAAGAGAGUCCCGAUCCGCUCAAUUUGCUCAGUCCCAACGCCCACUUUUCACUCUGGCAGCCUCCUAGCAGCUCACCGUUAGCGCCGCAGCCAUUUGCGACCAACGGGGGUGCUCACCGUCACUUCCCUCUGCAGCCCCACGAUCCCAGCAUGGCCGGACCCCAGCCUGUACAUGCGGCUUCAUCGAGCAAACGUAAGGACCCGACCUCUGCCGACAAGCUUAGGCGCAAGCGCAGCAAGAAGCUCAAAGAGGACCCUUCUCAGAGCCCUGUCUUUGAUCUGCAGAUCAACGACCUGCGGGCGACCUCGUCGCAGAGCGAGCUGCCUGCCAUGAUAUCAAAGCCGUCCAAACCGAAGAAGAGCAUCAAAAAGGAGGACACUUUCAGGAACGAACAGCGCGAUGGCUCAGCCAUGCCGUUUUCCCUGGUCGAGGUUCCCGCUUUCAUGCCCUGUAACUAUGAUGCGCAGGGCAGUAACCACCCGCAUUCCCCUGCGCCAUUCGAUCCGCCUUCACUGCAGACCGAACCGCCACCCAAGAAGAAGAAGAAAAGGCGACAGCGUAAAUCCCUCUCCGAACUCGUCAAUCAGAUUGUGGAGGAUAGCGACUCGGGAAUGGAUGCAGAGGGCAGCGAUUGGGAGGGCCUCGAAAUUCUCGAGUCCUACGAGCCAGAAACCGUCUCCGAGGGCCCAAAGAGUCUCGCCAAAAUGAGCACCGGCCCUGUCAAGAGCUCGCAACGCAAGGUGCCCAUCGCCAAGCUGUGCGGCCUUAUCGAAGAUCUCUUCGAGGCGGAUGACUCCUUGCCGGAUCGCGAUUCGCUUCAAGAAUUGCUUCCCGGCCAGAGUCUCUCCAUUGCCGCCGACCCCUUCUUCGAAAUAAUUGAAUCGCCUUCUGCCACGGGCGGGGAUUCUCGCUCCGUGUUGGUCCUGCGCGCAGCUGCGCUCCAGAAGUUGCUCAAACUCAUCGUCAAGUGCUCCCGCCCGCAUACCGAGAUCGCCACCAUCUCGGGCAAAGCCAAGCCAGCAACAAACCCAAGCCUCGCCACGAUUCCUGCUGGGGACGUGAUGCGGUUGCUUACCAUUCUGGAGCGCACCGCGCGUGCAGGCGAGAACAUCGACCCGUUCCCGUCCCAAGCCAGUCGCACCAUGGCCUCGGAGCUGGCUUCCCCGACCAAGCCGAAGAAAGGCCGUAAAGCGGAGCACCGCAGCAACUCCACUUCCAAAACUCCAGAGCCUGCACAGACGCCUGACCGCCAAGAGGCGGACACACCGAGAGACCGGGACGACGCAGAAAACGAGGAAGAGCCAGCGUCUGCCAACGAAGAGCUCGAAAAGCUGAAUGCGACCUUUGUCGUCAUGGAUCGUGCCGUCUUGGCUACCGAAUGCAGCCUUGGAAUGCUCACCGGCGACGUGCUACCGAAACAGGUCCUGUCCGAAGACCACAUCCGUUCCUCAUUCGACGCGGUCAAGGUCUGCCUGGACAAGGUUCUGCUCCCCUUCAUCGAGGCCUGCUCGGGAAGCUCUGCCACUGCGACCCACCCAGCCCUCGUCUCGCUUAUUGACGUCUUGGCACCUCAAAAGGGACACAAGAAAAAAGCAGCAGCAGCAGCAGCAGCAGCAGCAGCCGCCGCCGCAGCAGUCAACGCAGACGAAUCUACCUCCAGUACUGCCAUUAUCUGCCGCAACACCCUCUCCGACCUCUUCGCACAUCUCUGCUCGGCACUCUUCUUUGUGCAGCGUAUGGUGCGCAUGCCGUCCAUCGCUCUGUCAGAUUCCAUCAUUAUCAGCGCUGUGUACAUUGCGCUCGGUCCCUUCUUCGUGCUCGAGCCAGAGGCGGCCAGUGGAGGCGCGUCGAGCGAGACUGCCAAAGCUUCAGCCCGUGGUCGAUCGGCGUUGCAGUCGCUGGGCGGCGCCAACUCGAUGAAGACGCUGCGACUGCCAGCUCUCAAUCUGCUGCGUAGCAUCUUCGCCAAGGCGCCCGACCAACGGCAGUGGAUGAUCGAAGAAAUUCUCACUUCGCUGUCCAAGCUCACCGAUAUGAAAAGGAACCGGCGACAAUACAGUCUGCGCAACGGCAAGGGCAUCCAUUCGAUCAAUGCGCUGCUGCUGCAGCUCAUCCAGGCAGCCUCGCACGGCGUCGCCAGCUACGCACGGUCCACAUCAGAACGUCUCUCGCGGGGCAGAGAGGGUGAGAAUGGCGAAGAGGACCAACACGGGGUUGGUAUGUCCAACAGCGACGUCGACCCAGAGCGAACGCAGGCGCUCGAAGUCGUCACCGAAGCGUUCAACGCCACGAGCGAGCCCGACGCGAACGACGCCAGAGAGGCCGAAAUUGCAAUCUGGAGACGCGGACUGGAAGGCGCCAAUGCAUCUGCCAGAUCCAUCGCGGGCUAUCUCAUGCAACGCAUCGGUCAAACCAAGGUGGCCAAGUCGUCGCAAGAGAUGAGCCACGCCUAUGUGAUCGAGUCGCUGAUCCAGGACCUCCUGAGUGCCCUCUUUCUGCCGGAAUGGCCGGCCGCAGCCCUGAUGUUGAGCGCUUUCUGUCGAGUCUUUGGCAAUUACCUCGAAGACGCAAAGAGUCACCCGGAGGCCAAGGGGGUAGCUCUCGAGCAGCUCAGCCUAGUCGCGGCGAGGCUGCGGCAGAGCCAGUUGCAGCUGCAGCCUGCUCGCGUUGACGUCGCAUCGAGCUCGACCGAGCGGCUUCAAGGCGAUGCUCAGGGGACUGAAGGCGUUGGCGAACGCGCUGUCGCCCAACUUUCAGGAUCGACCGGCCCGUCCACGACCAGCCCGUCGAAGCGACCAGAGUGGACAACCUGGGAUUAUCUUUCCAUGCUCAGGGCCUUGCGCGAGGACGAUCGACGCGCUGUUCAGGAAUUUGUGAAUGUCUACACAUUCAUCUCUCGUUUCCUCGCCAAGACGGGCAACGAGGACAUCUCCACCGAGGGCGCCCUCGAGUUCCUUCUCGUCCAGGCCGAAGGCGAAUUGGCGACCGCAUGGGCCAAAGCGGAGGAGGAUCAAGCUGGUCUGCGCAAUUCAGAAAGUGACUGCUCAGUGCAGAUCGCGAAGCUGCAGCACUUCCGCGAAGAGCUCGAUGCGGCGAUGCUGACGCUUUCCGAGCUCGACGCUUCUGCCACCGACGCCUCGUUUGACGAUCUGAACCCCGACGCACAGAUGCUCGAACAAGCCGUCGACCGCUCGGAACGUGCACUCAUUGCCAGCAGCUCCAUGAUUUCGUAUGCGGUCUUGCGAGACCUGCUCGUGGAAGGUCUCAACAACCCGCUCAUCGCCAACCGCAGCAAGGCGCUACGUGGAAUCGAUCGCAUCGCGCAGGUUGACCCGGAUCUGCUCGACGAAGACUCGCUGCGCAGUGCCAUCGAGGUCCGUCUGCGGGACUCCAGUAAUGCAGUCAGAGACAGUGCUGUGGCGCUGUUUGGCAGCUACCUGCUCCGCAAGCCGCAACACAUUCCCAAAUACUACAAGCAAAUCGCUGCGCGAGUGCUCGACACCGGUCUAUCGGUACGCAAACGCAUGGUCCGCCUCCUGAAGAGCCUGCACGAGGCGACGGACGACCAGAGGAUCCGCAUCGACACGUGCGCUCGCCUUGUCCGUUGUAUCAACGAUGAAGAUACGGUCGUCCAGGACAUGGCUGUUCUGACCAUCGGCGAAAUGUGGCUUGAGAUGGACAUUGAUGCUCGGCGUCUGUACACUCGGCGCAGAGGCAGCCCCUUGCGCUCCACGCCGUUGCCGUCGCAGCCUGCAGAUGCUGUCGAAGCGAAAGAGGGCGAAGCUGGGCAGCUGCAGAAGUCGGUCGGAGAGCAGGCUCCGGAAGGUGGCCAUGAAGGCCAUCUCAUGGAGGAGAGCGCGCCCGAAGAGACGGACGCGGAUAAGAAAGUGGCAGACACCAUCGAGAUCAUCAUGGCUGUUGCCGACGUUGUCAAGGAACGCCCUUCACCUUUGGAAGAGGUGUUCCGACGACUGUUUAAGGAUAAGUCCGAGAGCGAGGCGGCCGAGCUGCAUGCCAAAUUGCAGAAGCUGGGUGACUCCAUGAUCGACAGCCUGGUCGAGUCGAGCGGUGCGUCCAACAUUGACACAGUCAAGCGCAUCCGCAUCGUGCAGCUGCUGGUCUCCACCAACCCUGCUAUCCUCACCAUCUCGAAGGCCAAGUUGCUCCUGCCCUACCUGAAAGCAGCCCAAACGGGUGAGGAGGUGCAGAUCAUGGACCUGCUGUUGAGGAUCUUCCGUUCGUGCUUGCCUCACAUGCCAAAGACGGCGUUGGCGUUUGCCGAAUCUCUGGAAAAGAGUCUUCGCCCCCUGGUCAACCGACCGCCACCCAAAGCGGGUCUCCACCUGCUGCAAGAGCUCAUUGCGUGCUACUGCGCCGUCAUCACCACGCAUACGCACAACUUCAAGCUGCUGAUCCAGACGCUGAAAGCCUGUUUCAUGCGUGUUCAGGCGAUGCGGCAGAUGGCGCUCAAGGGUCAAAAGGUAGAUGACAACAAGGCAUGGAGCACCCUCAUGUCCUUGACCGCCUCGCUGUGCGAACAUGCCGACUACGACGAGAUCCGCAAGAAGUAUCCCGAAACGGCGGCCGAGAUCGAUGCGGUGAGCAAGCGUCCUCUCGUUGAUGUGGUGUCGGAGGCUCUACUCGAUAUCCACAAGACGGGAAACGAGGCGGUACGCUCUGUCGCCCUGCAGAAUCUCGGCUUUAUCUUCCGUGCUCACCCCACGCUCAUGACCCGACCUUCACUGACAGCAAUGAUGGACGACAUUUUCGCAUCCGGCUCGUUGCAGGACCGCGCGACGUUGCUCAAGAUCAUCCUCGAUUUCCUGAGCGCUGAUUCUCUCCGCCGCAACCCAGACAACGCUGUCGUCACAGCGGGCACCGGGCGUCGCAAGCCCGAGAAACCAGAUGCAGGCAGUGUCGACAUGACGAUCCUGGUCGGCAACACGGAAACGUUUGCAGACACGGGUGUCGGCUCGGCCAUGAUGCAGCGCUACUCGGAAGACGUGCUCAAGGCAACGCUUGAGGUCUCCAACCCCUCACUGCAGCGCACCGCCAUCGACAUUCUGCGUUUCACGGUGUUGCAGGGUCUUUCGCAUCCGAUCCAGUGCGUACCGUAUCUCGUGUCGCUCGAGACGCUUGAGGACCGCAAGCUUCGUAGUCGAGCCAUGGAGCUGCACAGCCACCUUGCGUCCAAGCAUGCCUCGCUCGUACAGGCUCGGUUCCUGGACACCGCACGCUCUGCCUUCCGCUUCCAACUGCAGCUGUCCAAGACGCAGGAGGCGCUGCGCGGGUUCCGUGUCGACAUCAUGCCGACCGCGGUGCUCGGUGCGUGGUACGGCUUAUUGCGAGACCGUCGCGCGAUACGACUCGACUUUCUGAAGCAGAUUGUCAAGGCGCUCGACGUCAACACGGCGGCGUCGGAUUGCAGCAUGGAAGAGGUCUUGUUUGCGCGAUUCAUGGCAGACAAUCUGGCGACGCUGGACUACAAGACGAUGGAAGAGCUGUUCGUCGUGAUUGGCGAACUGCGCUCGAUUUUGGCUGUUUCUGGCAUGCAGGUGCUGUAUAUGAUCCAGCCGCAUCUGCCCAGGCAGGAGUUUGAGGUCAGCUCGGCGCCAACGGAGGUGGUAGGGUGUGGCAUGAGGACCCCGCCGGCACCGCCUGGAGAUGCCUUCCUCGUCGCAGGAGGCGACCUGAUCAGCCCAUUCGCCAUGUCUCGCAACCCGUGGCUCUCGGGCGAAUGGCAGCUUCAACUGGCAUCCGAUGCACCUCCGCCGUUCGCCGACACUGUGGACCCAGCGCAGACUUUCAGCUGGCGACAACCAACGGAGAUCGCAGAUUCCGUCGCCGCAGCGCAGACCGGCAACGCCGACGACGAAGACAGCGCAGCAGCAGGACCCAAGGCGCACGUCGACCCGGUUACGAUUGCCAACAUGUCGGUCAUCUCGGGCACAGCACUUUUGCUACGCAAUCACCUCAAGCAUCUGUACGGUCUCAGCGAGGCACGAUGUGCCAAAUUCAACCCGAGCAAGAAACAGAGUGCGGGCGCGGACAAACCGGCGACGAUGCGGGCGCUGACGGAGCCAAUGCAGGCUGCGCUCGACUUGAGUAGCAUGCCGUCCGGGCUGCAGGAGGUGAAGAACGGAGAGGAUGCGCAGAGGCAGAUGGUGGCGUAUGCGGCGAUGGUGGAGAACGAGGGCACGAUGAUGGAGCCUGAGGAUCCGGAUGCUUUCGACGAUCUGGCGCUUUAA
This is a messenger RNA of Sporisorium graminicola, 8037 nucleotides long. RefSeq lists its product as uncharacterized. Gene Ontology annotation, cellular component: Scc2-Scc4 cohesin loading complex. The coding region runs from base 1 to 8037 and encodes 2678 amino acids. The transcript is spliced from 2 exons. The record is from RefSeq and is a predicted model, not a curated record. Lineage: Eukaryota; Fungi; Basidiomycota; Ustilaginomycetes; Ustilaginales; Ustilaginaceae. Gene Ontology annotation, molecular function: chromatin binding. Gene Ontology annotation, biological process: replication-born double-strand break repair via sister chromatid exchange; establishment of mitotic sister chromatid cohesion; regulation of gene expression.